UUCGCACUUCAAGUGGACGGACGGGACGGGUAAGGCGGGGUGAGGACGGGAGCCUCUUGGAGGGGCACGGAACAUUAUUGCGGCGGGCUUCCGGCGGGACCGUUUUUCUGAGGGUUGCCAAGAACGUUUUUUUCCUGUGACGCUGGUCGAUGGUGACUGUUCCGGCCUAACUUAAGGUACUGGUCAAUCGCAGCUUCGUCCCCCACCGUCGCAUUCGAGGCCCGCUGAAUUUUCCAAGACGAUCACACCGAGAGACGAGGUUCGCGGUGAGCCGAGCACAUCACCAAGCAGCACAGUACACUUCCGCGACGACACCACAAACCACACAUCCCGCCAAGAUGUUGCUCUUCUGUCCCAACUGCGCCAACAUCCUCACCGUCUCCGCCUACGCGGGCGUGCGCAACCGCCUCGAGUGCCGAACCUGCCCCUUUGAGCACGCCAUCACCGAGCCGAUCUACUCCCGCCGCGACUUUGAGCGCAAGGAGCGCGAGGACGUCUUCGGUGGACCUGGCGAGUGGGACAAUGCCGACAAGGCGCGCGCCCAGUGCCCCAAGGACGGCUGCAACGGCGAUGAGGCUGCUUUCUUCCAGGUCCAGAUUCGUAGUGCUGAUGAGCCCAUGACUACGUUCUACAAGUGUAUGUCGUGCGGAAACAGAUGGAGAGAAAAUUGAGGAUGGACGAGGAAGACUUCUUUUCGGGACUUUCACUGGGCAUUGCGAGGCGUUGGGGACGAUGCGUGGAUUUAUUCUUGUUUUCUUUUGGCUAUACGCUACUCGAUGGAGCUGCGACUAUCCGUUUCUAGAGCUUGUUUAGGAACAUGCCUUUCCU
Molecule: messenger RNA, 828 nt
Organism: Colletotrichum phormii
Lineage: Eukaryota; Fungi; Ascomycota; Sordariomycetes; Glomerellales; Glomerellaceae
Product: transcription factor S-II
Exons: 3
Coding region: 339-671 (110 amino acids)
Biological process (GO): termination of RNA polymerase III transcription; DNA-templated transcription
Cellular component (GO): RNA polymerase III complex
Molecular function (GO): zinc ion binding; nucleic acid binding
Source: RefSeq, a predicted model, not a curated record